AUGGUGCUUUCGGUAGAGAAGCGUCAAGAUUCGACUCGGGGUACGCCACAAUACAGAAGGUCGACGGAUCGGGAUGAUGAGAUGGUAGCUACAAGACUUCCCGGAACAGAAAUGUUGGAUUCAUUCACGCAUGCACCACUAGAUAUAAGCCGCGGUGGUAGUGCGGCUGAUCUUGAAUCGAUUGAGAACUUCGCACUAUGGGAGUGGGACGAGCCCGAGAUCGACAUGGAUGCCCCAUAUUGUCACUUAGCCUCCGCAGCACAGAUGUGGGACCUCUCGUCACGCCACGAUAUCCUCAGUGGCACUAUCCUUGGCGUCAACAACAGUACCGGGGAGCCGUUACAGCAGCCAUCACCGCAGCUAAGUGACAUCCACCAGCGAGCCCAAUCACAGAACGACCAACCCUUGUUUGCACCUGCGACAGAUGUUCCGAAGAAUCCGAAUCCUUCCGGCUCACCGGUGUCCGAUAUUCUCUCGGAUAUAUCCAGAAACGUGGAUUGCAAAUGCUCUUCUCAACUUGGCCAGCUCAUGGGCUGGGUUAGCCUGCGGCCCACGACACUUCUUCCGCUGGAUGUCGUGUUUGCUCUGGAGCAACUAUUGAACCAGACCAAGAACACGAUAUCCGCAUGUAAAAAUUGCUCACUCAGCUCACCAUACAUGAGCAUGAUGUUCUGUACAUCGAUGUGCUGGGUGAUUGAGCAUCUAGAGACCUAUAUACGAGGGACAACUGGCGUUAGUGCCCAUAGCGGUCAGAUCACACAUCUGACAGUUGGCGGCUUGAGACUGAGUAAAGAGAUGUCACAAACAUGCUUCGAGGCACUGGUAAAGCUCCGUCUCAGACGAGUCGUCCAGACAGCACGAGAGUUGGCGGGUUUUAACAGUGAGGUGAAGAGUACACUGUUAGAUGGAGUGCGGUCUGCGGCAGCCGAGACUGGAGCCGCAGCACAGCAGAUGUUUGGGAUGUUGGAGAUGAGGGCUGCCUUCUGA
Molecule: messenger RNA, 987 nt
Organism: Pyrenophora tritici-repentis Pt-1C-BFP
Lineage: Eukaryota; Fungi; Ascomycota; Dothideomycetes; Pleosporales; Pleosporaceae
Source: RefSeq, a predicted model, not a curated record